AUGGCUCAAGACUUGGCUCCCGCUCAAGGAUAUCCCGAGAUUAAAUAUCGUCGUUACUUGCCUAAGCGUGGCCCAUCUGGUAUGGUCAUCCUUGCAGGUGUCACCGCCUUUUGUGGUUUUGGUUUUUACAAAGUCUUCCAAGGCAAUCUUGAAAGAAGAGAAUUAAAGCGUGAAAACCUCUGGGCUCGUAUCAACCUCGUCCCACUUUUAACUGCUGAAGCAGACCGUGAUACUUAUCGUCGUACUGAAGCAGCAAAGGCUCGUGAGGCAGAAAUCAUGAAGGAUGUUAAGGAUUGGAAGGCUGGAGAAUCAGUUUACAACAACACCAGAUAUUACAACACACCAAAGUUCGUCAUUGUUCCUGAAGAAAACUAA
Messenger RNA from Mucor velutinosus, 375 nucleotides. RefSeq lists its product as uncharacterized. The transcript is spliced from 2 exons. The coding region runs from base 1 to 375 and encodes 124 amino acids. The record is from RefSeq and is a predicted model, not a curated record. Lineage: Eukaryota; Fungi; Mucoromycota; Mucoromycetes; Mucorales; Mucoraceae.